Molecule: messenger RNA, 372 nt
Organism: Vicia faba (fava bean)
Lineage: Eukaryota; Viridiplantae; Streptophyta; Magnoliopsida; Fabales; Fabaceae
Source: the annotation of a GenBank genome assembly
AUGUCAAUCUACUGCAUAAGAGUUAUAAGCCACCUCUAUGAUUCAGAACUCAAGUCUUCCAAUACCAGCUUAGAAGACUGUUCAAGUUCUAUUUUUGGUUUUAGUUUUCCUGAUGAGGACAGUUUAAUUACAUAUGACGGACCUUUCUCGACCCUUGAAGUGCUUGAAGUGAGAAUUCCGCCUAGUUUCAUGUCUUCUCCUGAAAGCAAUCUGAUUGAUGAUGAUUUGGAUAGUCCAGACUCAACUUUUGAAAUGAUCAAGAGUCUUAUAGAAUCUGUACUCGGCGGUGAUGAUUACGAGGACGAUUAUUAUGAUUUUGACAAGGAUAAUUCCUCUAUGGCGGAGCUGGUCCAGCAUGGAAUGUCUGCAUAA